Molecule: messenger RNA, 2058 nt
Organism: Lepisosteus oculatus (spotted gar)
Lineage: Eukaryota; Metazoa; Chordata; Actinopteri; Semionotiformes; Lepisosteidae
Product: gremlin-1-like
Biological process (GO): animal organ morphogenesis
Molecular function (GO): receptor ligand activity; BMP binding
Source: RefSeq, a predicted model, not a curated record
UUUAGGAAGAGGGCUGGAUAGAGAGGGAGGGAGUGUUAAUCUGUGCUCUUUGUUUGUAGACGGAGUCACUGCUGAAUCGCGGGAGAGAAGGGGUAGAGGAGGAAAGGACAGUGUGAGUGAGUUGUCUUGGUCUCUGUGGAUGCUCUGUCUGCUCUGGAAGAGACAGAUAUUUGGGCCAGCUGUCCAGAGAGGGGGACCCCAGUUUGGAGCAAAGGGGGGGUUCAGAGCCUGUCUGGAGAGCACACACCAUGGGAAUGGCCCUCCGGACUCCUUUGCUGCUGAUACUGAGCACCAUAUUCCUUUGCACCCACCAGUCAGAGGCAAGGACUGAAAUGAUUGGUCCAGGCAGGGUCUCGGGGGGAGGAUCCAGCCUAUCACUGAAGAAAACCCAGCAGCCAAUGAGGUCGCAGAACAAGGAGCAGCUCCCCCAACUGCAGCAGCAGAAGCAGAUUGUGGCAACAUCAUUGGCCGAGCUUGGUCCGGGAGGUGGGGACAAAGAUGACGCACAGCCAAUUAAAUUGCAGAACAGACAACCGCAGCACCGUGGGAGAACGUCAUUGGCUGAACAGAGUGUAGGAGGCGGAGACACAGAUGAUUUUUUGGAUGCAAAGGCACUGCGAUUGCUCAAAAUGCAACAGCAGCAACAGCAGAUUCCGACAGCCUCGCCCGCUGGGCUCGUGCUGGAAGGCCGGGACAAAGAUGAGAUUCUGGACGCAGAUAAGGUGGUCGCCCUCUUCGUCACGGAGCGGCGGUUCGUGCGCCGGGACUGGUGCGAGAGCCGGCCCCUGGUGCACACGGUGCGCGUGCAGGGCUGCCUGAGCCGCGCGGUCAUCGUGCGGUUCUGCUACGGCCAGUGCAACUCCUUCUACAUCCCCGGCGUGGGGGGCGACGGGGGCGGCGCCUUCCGCUCCUGUUCGUACUGCCAGCCCCGCCAGCUGGGCACCCUCGCGGUCACGCUGACCUGCCCCACACUGCGUCCCCCGACCCGGCUGCAGCGCCUCACGGUGGUCAGGGAGUGCCGCUGCACCUCCAUCGAGCUCGACUGAGAGGGGUGGGGCGGAGGAGGAGGGAGAGGGAGAGGGGAGGGAAGGAAAGAUCAGGUGAAGAGAUGGAAGCAGGGAUGGAGAGAGCGAGAGAGAGAGAGGCAAGUUCUUUAAAAUCAGAGAUUUUGUUGGCCAAGAGUCUAGAGACGCUCUCUCUCUCUUUCACUAGCUGGGCUGUGGGCCUCCCUGUCCCCCGUGCUGCAGGAGUGUCCAAGAUAACAGUCAUCUGUCCAUGGACAGUUGUGUGUUCGUGGGUUGGAGUCAUGGGUUAGGGUCAUGGUCAGCUGUUCCAGUGCCAAUUUGCAGGAAACACACUGGGCAGGAAACACGGAUGAACUGGACUUGGCCCCUGCGCUCAGUCUGCUCUGUGCCACUCCCUGGACCUGGAGGAAACCCGUGGGCAUGUUUAACUUCACCCAGGGUUGCGUGACUUGUGUUUUGUCAGUGUUUAGUGAGCCUCCGGAAGUCAUCAUUCUGUGCACACCACUGCACUUUUUCUCUCCUGUCCUUGUCCCCAAUGGGUCUCUUCUCCUGCAGGACUUGUGCGGCUGGACGCUGUCGUUAUUCUGGGCACCGUAACAGAAGAGAGGACAGGUGUCCCUUCCGCUGGGGGCGACUGAUUCUAUCGGGCUUGUGUCUGACACGUCGCUGUUGUGCAGCACCCCCUUUCCCCCUGGGGUGGACCAAAGACGCCGACCGCAGUCGCCUGCUCUGGGAUUUUGUGUGUCAUGUGUACAUGUUUGAGGUCUUCCGCUUAGACGUGUUUUCUGUGUCCCAUCAUGGACGCACUUCCUAGAGUAGAAAUCACUGCUGAUGUCCUAUACGUCAACUUGUGUAAACCUCUGAACUUUUUACGUGUUUAAAUUUUUUUUUUGCAUGUGGACUAAGCUUAGAAUGAUAGAUUGCUAAAUGUGCUUCCUGUGUUAGAAACGUGCUUGGUGCGCUGUUCUGUGCUUCUCCUGUGGCCUCUGUGUGUCGGGAUGGUGCCUUAUGAAAUAAACCGCGCCAGCUUGGC